AUGCAAGAAUUACACGAGGGAUGUACACUGGAUGAUGGUAGGUUUGUUGCUGAUGGAGAAGCAUUGAAUUCUUCUAAUCCUUGUGAACAUUGCUACUGUAUGAAGAAUGAGAUGCUUUGUGUAAUUCAGGAAUGUCAAGCACCCAGUCAGCAUUGUAUUCCAUUUCCAACCAAGCCUGAUCAAUGUUGUCCUGAACAAUAUGAUUGUAAUGAAGAUCCUUCAACCGACAUUUUUAAGGAGUUACUUUCCACACCAAAACUUCAGUUUUCUUCAAUUUUUGAUUCUUCCACCGAAGCAACACAUUCAACAUUGCAAGAAGCAAUAAAAGGACUGCCAAAGAAGGACAUUUUAGACGAAAACUCUGAUUUCAAUGAAGAAUUGAGUUUUAAAAAGACAUCAACAAAUGUCAGUCCCGAGACAUCUGUAUCGGAAAUAAAACCAACCGAGGAUAUUAGAGAAUCUUCCAAAGAGACAACCUUUGUACCUUUUGAAAAAAUAAACAAUCAAUUUUCUGUGAAAGGAAAAAAACCAACGACAACUAAAAAUCCUCAACUGAAUGAUGGAAAUUUAUUGAAAGAUCAUCCAACAGAGAUUGAUGCCUCAAACAGCUAUAAUGUGGAAAACAAAAUUACACAUUUUAAUGUGAAAGGAAAAAGGCCUGUGUUAGGGAAGCCAAUUUUUCAAAAUGGAAUACCAGGAGAAAAGCCCGUGGAUAGGAUUCCUGGAGAAGUUGUUUAUUCCUGUGAGUUGUUUAUUCCUGUUUUAUUAAGUGUCACCGAAAUUAAGCAUGUUCCUAUUUCAGAGCCAGUUACUGAUCUUUCUUCAACUAGUGAUAAUUUAACAACAACAACAGAAACUCCGAUUGUUAAAGUUACUGAAUCUUCAUCAGCUACUACUGAAACUUCAAUAGCAUUCAGUGAUUCUUUUGUAUCUACUACGAUCUUGGUUAAACAUACUGAGCCUUCAGUAAUUCAAACAGAGCCCUUAGUUACAGAUACUGAGCCGUUAGUUACAGAUACUGAGCCCUCAGUUCCACAUACUGAGCCUUUAUACGUGUUCAAAGUACACUCUUCUGUUGCUCCUUCUACUCAGUCAACAGCUAGUGAACUUUUCGAAACAUCCAGUAAAGACUCUUUUGUUGAAACUACAGUUUUACUAAAGAAACAAUCUCCCGAGUUAUCAGCUGAGUCUUCAGAUACAGUUCAUAAAACUUCAGAUGCAUUUUCCGUGCCUACCGAUGCAUCUACAGAGCCCUUAGAUACUGUUUAUAAAUCUUCAGAUGCAUUUGCUGCGUCAACCAAAACAUCUACAGAAACAACAGAUACGGUUUAUAAAGCUUCAGAUGCAUUUGCUGUGUCCACCGAUGCAUCUACAGAGCCUCCAGCUACAAUUUAUAGAUCUUCAGAUGCAUUUUCUUUGUCUAUCGAUACAUCUACAGAGCCUUCAGUGACAGUUUAUAAAUCUUCAGAUGCAUUUACUGUGUCUACCGAUACAUCUACAGAGCCGACAGAUGCAGUUUAUGAAUCUUCAGAUGCAUUUGUUGAAUCUUCCGAUGACUCUACCAAGCGGCCAGAUGCAUAUACCGAGGAUUCAGUUGCAACUACGAAGAUUUCAGUUUCGUCAGGUAUAUUUUUAGCUGAAUCAACCGAAACGCUUGUGUCAUCUACUAAACGUUCAGAUGCUUCUACCAAGCAUGCAGUUACUGAGUCUUCAUUUCCUUCAUUUAUAUUAGCCGAAACUUCCAAUAUAUCUGGCAUAUCCAUAGUUGAAACAUCCGCAUCACUUACUGAAACAUCUUAUCCACUUACGAAAAGUCCAGUUACAUCUACAUUUCCAGUUUAUCCUUUAAAUGCCGAUACAUUCAACAAGACUCCAGAACCUUCAGCUGCUUCAUCUGUGCCUUCAGUUAAAUUUGCUGAAAAUUCAGUUACAUCUACUAUACCUUCUUCCACCGAGACUUCAGUUGCAUCUACUGAAUCUAAUUUGUCAUCGACAGAUACUUCUAUCCAUGUUUUCAACGCAACAUUUGGUGAAAGUUUGCCGGUACCAUCAUCAACUAACCAUGCACCUUGCAAUCUAAUUUCAACCGAAACAAACACUUACGAUGAAUAUAAAUUAGAUAGCGAGUACAGCUUUUCUUCUGUGAAAGUUCCAAUUUUUUCAUCAACUAAGGAAAAUGAUUACACUGAAAACAAAGAUGAAGAUAAAUUAGAUAGCGAGUACAGCUUUACUUCUGUAAAGGUUCCAAUUUUUUCAUCUACUGAAGAAAAUGAUUACACUGUAAACAAAGAUGAAGAUAAAUUAGUUAACGAAUACAGCUUUACUCCUGUAAAGGUUCCAAUUUUUUCAUCAACUGAAGAAAAUGAUUACACUGAAAACAAAGGUAAGCAAUUUUUUUUAAUAAAAUCACAACGAUGAAUUCUUCGUCAAAAUAUCCUGUCAGGAAGGAAACUUACAUACACAUUAUGAAAAAAAUGAACAUUUCAAUAGGGAGAAAAAACAAAACCGUUAUUAAAUUUUGAGGAAUCAUUAUUGAAGUCAAUCAUAGGGAAGAUAAGAAAAAAACCUGUAACUGAGGCAGUGAUUGAGUUAAACAGUUGUUGCAAAAGACGCUUCUUUAAGUUGCAUUCAGUGCUAAAUCGUUUGAGUUAUAAUUUAUACA
This is a messenger RNA of Parasteatoda tepidariorum (common house spider), 2662 nucleotides long. The record is from RefSeq and is a predicted model, not a curated record. NCBI's taxonomy places the organism in Eukaryota, Metazoa, Arthropoda, Arachnida, Araneae, Theridiidae.